AUGGCUGAUAAUAUAACUGAAGACCUUUGCAAGAUAUGUGAUGGUAGAAUAGAAUGCGCUCCCACGGCCAUACUUCUGAUUACCCUGGUCCAUGCACUAUAUGGUCACAUUGGACCCGAGCCUGAUUAUUUUAGAAAUAACAAACAGGAAUUGCUCAAGUCCGAAUAUAAAGAUAAACCGGAGGAUUAUCAUAGAUUUAAAGUAGCAUCUAGUUACAGAUAUCCAGACGAAGAGAGAAAUAGUGACGAUUUUGACGUGGAAUACGAUUUCAUUGUUGUGGGUGGGGGUACAGCUGGAUGUGUUGUAGCUAGUCGCUUAUCAGAAAAUAGAAAAUGGAAUGUAUUGCUUAUUGAAGCUGGUUCUGAAGAACCAAAAAUGGCUUUAAUUCCUGGACUUACAAGUGAAUUCAAAGGAUCAUCUUUAGAUUGGCAGUACAAAAUGAGGCCAAAAAGAAGAUUCUGUCAGAAUCGGGUCAUGAAAGGUUGCGAGGUCGUGCAGGGUAGAGUACUUGGGGGAACGUCCACAAUAAACGAUAUGGCGUACAUGAGAGGUAGUCCCGCGGAUUACGACGAGUGGGCCCUUAAUGGCAAUGAAGGGUGGAGUUUUAGUCAAGUGCUACCUUAUUUUAAGUAUUCAGAGGGGAAUUACGAUAAGGAUAUAUCAAAAAAUAAAUUCUAUCACUCCACACAAGGACCACUUGACGUUGGACGAUAUCCUUACGUAGAUGAUAAUGUUGAUGUUUUGCUAAGUGCGUUCAAUGAACUUGGAUAUAACUACACCGAUAUUAAUGGAAGAAGACAACUUGGUUUUAUGAGAGUACAGACCUUGUCAUACUUUGGGGAAAGGGUCAGCGCAUACACAUCUUUUAUCGAGCCGAUUAGAAAGAUUAGGACCAAUGUCGAUAUAAUAACGGAAGCUCUUGUCACAAAAAUAAUUAUUGAGGAUAGAGAUAUACUUAAAGCUGCUGGUGUAGAGUAUAUUAAAAAUGGUACAAAAGUAUCCAUUAAGGCUUCUAAAGAAAUUAUCUUGAGUGCAGGAGCGAUAAAUUCACCAAAAAUAUUAAUGCAAUCUGGUAUUGGACCGAAAGAAUACUUGGAGUACCUAGAUAUAAAAGUUUUUUCAGAUCUACCAGUCGGUGGAAAUUUUCACGAUCACUUAUCGGUGUGCCUUCCAGUUAUAAAACUCAGUAAAACAGCAACUACUGUCAAGUUUACAGAAAAAUUAAAAGAUAUCACGACUUUUUAUUCAAAAGGUAUUGGUCCACUCUCAGCAAAUUUUCAAGUCGUUGCAUUUUUUGAAUCAACUAUAUCCGAUAUUCUUGGUACGCCUGAUAUAGAGUUUAGGUUUAGAGGCCACGAUUCAAAUAUGUAUUAUGACAAAAUAGAUAUAUGUAUAUCUCUUUUAACGCCUAAAAGUAGAGGACAAAUUGUUUUAAAUGCCACCGAUCCUAUUUUUGGAAGUCCUUUGAUUUAUCCCAAUUUUCUUAAACAAUCUACUGAUGAGAAGAAAUUAUUAGAAGGUAUACAGGAAGUUGUUAAAUUGUUUGAUACGGAAGUAUUCAAGAGCGCAGAGUUUGAAUUUGAUCCGCGCCCAAUAUUAAAUAACGAGUGCCGUGAGCAUGAUCGUGUAUCAGAAGCAUUUUGGUCAUGUAUAAUACGUCAAUUUUCAGCUCCGCUACAUAAUUAUGCUGGAACAUGUAAAAUGGGACCUUCUAAAGAUCCCGAGGCAGUUGUUGAUAGUAGUUUAAGAGUAUAUAGCGUAGUAAAUUUAAGAGUAGUCGAUGCGUCAAUAAUACCAAAGGUCACCAGAGGAUCAACAGCUGCACCUGUGAUAAUGAUAGCUGAAAAAGCAAGUGAUCUAAUAAAAACUACUUGGUACUAA
Messenger RNA from Pararge aegeria (speckled wood butterfly), 1881 nucleotides. RefSeq names its product glucose dehydrogenase [FAD, quinone]-like. Bases 1 to 1881 code for a protein of 626 amino acids. The record is from RefSeq and is a predicted model, not a curated record. Gene Ontology annotation, molecular function: oxidoreductase activity, acting on CH-OH group of donors; flavin adenine dinucleotide binding. The transcript has 3 exons. Lineage: Eukaryota; Metazoa; Arthropoda; Insecta; Lepidoptera; Nymphalidae.